AAAUUACAAGUGUAGCGAUUUUGUAUACCAUCGGCCGUUUAAUCAUCAACGUUGCACUUCUUCGAGACUGGAAAUUCAAGUUCGAGAUGAUCCGGCAAAGUAACAAACGCUGGCAACGUUGCAACGUUUUAACGGUAGUAGUCACUGGUAUACAUUCUACUGUAGCAGAAUGGCUUUGUAGUGGUAAAGUAGCAGCAAGACGGUCGGUUAUAUUCGCGAAAACACUGCUUUAGUAUUGUGCGCGUUCUCGAGCUGGUCUCUCACAAAUCUUAUCGCGCGCGGAAUGAUAAUAUUGCUGACAUACUAAGCGAUAACAAAAUUUGAAGUGAACCGCGAGUACAACUUCGAUCCUGCGCUCUUCGCUUUUUCGAGGCGUUCGAUCAGGCAGCGAGACCUCCAUUUUGACAGUACGCCGGCAAAAUCGCUUGGAACACGCGGAACAGCCGCGUAUCUAUUUUUGUCGGUCAUCGGGAGGCGUACAGAUCUCUCGCGUUAGUACGGUCGUGUGCGGAAGAUAAUACGUAUACAUUUCUGUACACUAUCUCGCACAGAUUUCCUCCAGGAGUACAGCGUGGGCGCGGUGCAUCAUGGCGGUGGAAUCGAGAUGGAUGCCAUGUCAGUUGAAAAUUGAAACGAAUAUCAGCAGCUGCGAUUAUGAUGGCAUUAUCCUGGUGUCCGGAAGUGCUCCUGGAUGCAACGAGCCGGAACCCUUCAAAACCGUCCUCUAUUCCGCGGCCCAGAUCGAUGCUGCACUGGGCGUGAUCGGCGCGGUUUUGCCCAUCAAUUUGCCCGCAAAAAGGCUCAUUUACAGCUCAACGGGUCCGCUUAACAUAGAUUACCACGAUGUGCGGAGUUUUGCGGAAGCAGCUACAAAAGGAAUAAAACGGUAAUUCUUUUGUCUGCGAUUUCACACGCUU
Messenger RNA from Pogonomyrmex barbatus (red harvester ant), 917 nucleotides. RefSeq names its product Dipeptidase B (gene Dip-B). The record is from RefSeq and is a predicted model, not a curated record. NCBI's taxonomy places the organism in Eukaryota, Metazoa, Arthropoda, Insecta, Hymenoptera, Formicidae. Gene Ontology annotation, biological process: proteolysis. Gene Ontology annotation, molecular function: metalloaminopeptidase activity; manganese ion binding. Gene Ontology annotation, cellular component: cytoplasm.